This is a messenger RNA of Durotheca rogersii, 777 nucleotides long. RefSeq lists its product as uncharacterized. The record is from RefSeq and is a predicted model, not a curated record. The coding region runs from base 159 to 497 and encodes 112 amino acids. The transcript is spliced from 2 exons. Lineage: Eukaryota; Fungi; Ascomycota; Sordariomycetes; Xylariales; Xylariaceae.
UCAUUGGCAAGUACGGGUAAGGGGAGGGGCGGGGGAGAUAUAAAUUCAUCGUUUUAAGAGUAUCUCCCUUGUCUUCCUAUCUCUCAACCAUCACAGCCAACUCACCGCAAGCGACUCCGUUUUAUUACGACAAAUCCAUUUUCCACACUCGAUCCAUCAUGAAGACCAGCACCCUCCUCCCGCUCCUCGUCGCUGUCGCGGCUGCUGCCCCGACCCCUCAACCCAACAACUUCGAGGCAGACUCCUUGCUCCAGGUGGGCAAAGAUGGAGAAUCUUCGUACGCUACGAAGCGAGCCAACUUUGAGGCAGACACCCUACUCCAAGUAGGCAACAAGGGGGAGUCCUCCUACGCCACUAAGCGGGCCAACUUCAAGGCGGACCCCCUGCUUCAGGUGGGCAACGAUGGGGAAUCUUCGUACGCUACGAAGCGAGCCAACUUCGAGGCCGACCCUCUUCUCCACGUUGGGAACGAGAAGGAGUCUUCAUACGCGUCGUAAUGGGGCAAGUUCCGGAGCGCCUCAUGCACGGCACGUAAACACGCUGGGCGAGUUACUGGGUCUAGGGGGACGGCGGCGGAUCGAGCUCAACCUCGCGUCGCGCAGCUACAAGUCAGAUAUUAGAUAUUCAUUGGAUAAGAAUGAAUCUUUUCGGUGUUCUACGGCUUGAUAGAAGAAGGCCGACAAGUAGGUAGACAGAAAAAUAAAACGGGCAAAGGAAAGAGACAGGUGGCCCACAUCAGGCACGCUAGGUACGACGUAAGGGCUGCCUUUAUCAGAC